Molecule: messenger RNA, 893 nt
Organism: Chaetomium strumarium
Lineage: Eukaryota; Fungi; Ascomycota; Sordariomycetes; Sordariales; Chaetomiaceae
Exons: 4
Coding region: 219-431 (70 amino acids)
Biological process (GO): protein targeting; post-translational protein targeting to membrane, translocation
Cellular component (GO): Ssh1 translocon complex; membrane
Molecular function (GO): transmembrane protein transporter activity
Source: RefSeq, a predicted model, not a curated record
CCUGAAUGCUUGAGGCGAUGUGGCACAUUGGCAAAGGCUAAACCCAAAGCGAAUUGCCAGCUCUCCAAUUCACGCGACGCAGCCCAGCUUGAUCGUCCCCUGUGCCCUCCAACCUCGAAAACCACGAUCUGCCGUCACCCUUGGAACCGGCCCAUUGGCAAUUUCUCUCCUGUAUCUGUUCUAAUCCAACAUACACGAUCCCUUUCCCCACCGACACAAUGGCCGACCAAGUACAAGAGAUCCUCGACGUGCCGCGCGAGUUCCUGAAGGAUGGUAUCCAGUUCCUCAACAGGGCCCAGAAGCCCGACAGGCGCGAAUUCAUCAAGAUCUCACAGGCAGUCGGCGUUGGUUUCCUCAUCAUGGGCGCAGUCGGGUACUUCGUCAAACUGAUCCACGUCCCCCUGAACAACAUCCUCGUCGGCGGCGCAUAAACCCAUCAACUCAUCGGACUCACCCGCGUACCGAGAACGAUUUGGAUGGUUGCGAGGCAGAAUAGAUCGAGGCAGAAGGAAUCGAGGCAGCAUGUGAGCAGUACUUCGGGACGAACUCGGCGCUCACACCUCGUACGUGAUUUACGGGAGACGGAACUUCGGCGAUUGUUGCUGCUGGGGGGCGGGGCUUAUAAAUACAGGAAGGCCAUCAGCAUGAAGGGUAGAAACUUUACUGGGAACUGGGGAAGCGGCAGGAAAUGGUGCGGCGCAAGAUACCUAUCCCACAUUGUCAGCCCCAGGCUGGCGUGUGGUAUUUCCACUGCGGUGAGAGCAAUUGUAAAUGAACACAACUUUCUCGUGAUGUGGUUUGAACCCACCUCUGGAUUGUGCAUGGUUCUUUGGGAUAGCCUUUCUGUAUGGAUUUAGAUAGCAUUACACAGCACGCUGCAUAAGGACCAUAUG